CACAAAACGACAUAGUAGUAGUAGUAGAAUCCGAGCUUACGCAGCACCGUAUGCUCCGGGCGAGAGCACGCGGCCUUCUCGUCGGCCGGCGACGAGACCUCAUGGCUGCCCUCCUCUCCUCCUCCUCCUCCUCCUCCGCCUCUGGGCCCACGCCCAAACCCUCGCCACCCUCUACAUCUCCAUCUCUUCCAUCGGCCUCCGCCUGCGCCUCCGCACGGGCGUCGCGCUUCCGCCUCCUCCUCGCCCGCGCCGCCGCGCGCCGCGACCCCGAACCAUCGCCGCCUCCGCCGGCCCCGGAGGAUAAGAAGUCGUUCGCAGUGAGAACCGGAGAGCUGUUCUUGGGUAUGACUGCGAUGUUCGUCCGCGCGGGCAGGGGGACGGCGCCGGUGGAGGAGGUGGAGGACAGAGAGGGGGUGAUAUGGGAGCAGCGACCGGAGGACGUGGAGGCAGAGCGGCAGAGGCAGAGGCGGGAGCUGGCGACGGCGAGCCCCGGGUUCAGCUUCUCAGCCGCCGGGCUUCUCUUCCCUUACCACAUCGGCGCCGCGCAGUACCUCCUCGAGAAAGGCUACAUCACAGAAAGAACUCCGUUAGCUGGCUCAUCAGCUGGUGCCAUAAUCUGUGCAGUGAUUGCAUCCGGGAACACAAUGCAAGAGGCUCUGCAGGUGACCAAGAUUCUAGCUGAGAACUGCCGGAGUAAAGGGACUGCAUUUCGCCUUGAGGCUGUACUCAAGAAUGUUCUGGAGAAGUUUCUCCCAGAUGACCUGCACAUCAGGUGCAACGGAAGGAUCCGUGUUGCUAUUACUCAGUUGUCCUGGAGGCCUACGGGCUUACUGGUUGACCAAUUUGACUCCAAAGAAGAUGUGAUUAAUGCAGUUAUUACAUCCUCUUUUAUUCCUGGAUAUUUAGCUCCCAGGCCUGCAACUUUCUUCCGUAACAGGCUGUGCAUUGAUGGGGGGCUUACAUUGUUUAUGCCACCCACUUCUGCUUCCGAAACAGUUCGCAUCUGUGCUUUCCCAGCUAGCAGACUAGGACUGCAAGGCAUUGGUAUUAGUCCAGACUGCAAUCCAGAGAACAGAGCUACUCCCCGACAGCUGUUCAACUGGGCUCUGGAACCUGCUGAAGAUGAAGUUCUGGACAAAUUGUACGAGCUUGGGUACCAGGAUGCAGCGGUAUGGGCUGAGCAGAAUCCUGCUGAGUCAGUUAUGAAGAAUGAACUACCGCUCGCUACAGAUUGAGAAGGUCGGAGAAUACUGUGGUCCUUUUUUUUCGGGGACAUCAUUGCCUUUGUUUGCUCCCAAAUUGCCCAGUAUUUGGUUCCGCUCAGAGAUUAAGAGCCGAUUCCUGUAAAUUUGUACUAUAAUAUAGUUGCACGAGUGGUAACCUUACGCACAAUGUGGUGAAGUUUUCAGCCCAUUUUCCAUUGAA
Lolium rigidum is the source of this 1425-nucleotide messenger RNA. Its product is annotated as patatin-like phospholipase domain-containing protein 4. The transcript has 7 exons. Gene Ontology annotation, molecular function: triacylglycerol lipase activity. Lineage: Eukaryota; Viridiplantae; Streptophyta; Magnoliopsida; Poales; Poaceae. Gene Ontology annotation, biological process: triglyceride catabolic process; lipid homeostasis. The record is from RefSeq and is a predicted model, not a curated record. Bases 51 to 1235 code for a protein of 394 amino acids. Gene Ontology annotation, cellular component: membrane; cytoplasm; lipid droplet.